GUGCCAGAGAUACCUUUUGGGAAGACACUAGAUCCGGUGAAAGUUGUGCGUACCGUUGAGAAUCUAUAUGACCCUAUACCAUCGCCGCCAUCUGACUAUAGGCGUUCUAUUGAAAGGUCAUAUGAUGAGAUGGUGCAGGCGAAAAAACCCGUUCAAUCAGUGGUCCAGGCGAAAAAAGGGAAACAAGUUGCCCAGCUCGGAGAACAACCCGUUCAAUCGGUCCCCCCUCUCAAGGUGUUUGACGAGAAGGCCGUUCAAAGUUCUCGAGAAAACACAACCGAUUACCCCAUCGCUGAAGUAGCAUAUAAAUUUGUUCAAGGGAAAGAUUUGGUCGAGAAUGUCAGGUCGCUACCAACAAGUAUGCGUAAUUUGCAUAUAUGGUACAGUAAUGCCACAAAGAGAGGGAUCGAGGCUAUCAUGGUGCGAGUUAAGGAUGAGCACUACUUCCAAGAAUACACUGUGAGCGUUGACUUCUGCGAACUUUUUCAGUUAUACAAUCUCCGGGCCCUCGACAAAUCUAUCAUCAGUUGCUAUUGUCUAUCGAAGAAGCUCGAAUGCAAAAGGGAUGAAAUCACGGACAUUGGGUUCAUUGACCGGAUACAAUGCAUGAAAAAACCAUAGAAGAACCCAUGUAUAACAAGGAUACACCGGAGACUUUGCUAAGGUUUUUGAAGCAAC
Lolium perenne is the source of this 678-nucleotide messenger RNA. The record is from RefSeq and is a predicted model, not a curated record. Lineage: Eukaryota; Viridiplantae; Streptophyta; Magnoliopsida; Poales; Poaceae.